Molecule: messenger RNA, 3511 nt
Organism: Hyalella azteca
Lineage: Eukaryota; Metazoa; Arthropoda; Malacostraca; Amphipoda; Hyalellidae
Product: GATA zinc finger domain-containing protein 11-like
Exons: 3
Coding region: 5-1885 (626 amino acids)
Source: RefSeq, a predicted model, not a curated record
ACUGAUGGAGAGGUUGGCGGACAUGGCGGCCUGGAGGCGGCGGGUGUUCGGCGCUGGCGAUCUGGACGCCACAAUACUGAGACAUAACACCGCUAAUCUCAGUUAUAUUGAGCGACUGGAGCUGGUUAACCGUGUGAUGGUGGACGUUCUCCUGCAAGCAAUACCGGACAGGUCUUCAUCCCGCAACACAACUCAUGUGGAACCUCCUCUCCUGGCCCCACGAAUGGCCCCAGCCUACCGACGUCGGCCUACAUACGAUGAGGAACUAAAACAAAACAACUCUUCAGUCUCUCCGUCACGCGACGUAGCGUUCCCCGCGAGCCCAACUUUUCGAAAUGCACUUGUGGAGAAUGAAGUCAACAGCUUGGGUUCAAACAGCACUGGUUUGCAGUUCACAUCUCCUGUCUAUCAUGGAAAAAAUUAUUCGUCGACUGAGAGCACCCCUUAUUUUGAGAAGCACACCAAUCUAAGCGGUAGCCUGAGACCAAGCGUUAGUAAACCCAAAAUUGUACCAAUAGAUACCAUAACAGAAAAUCCUGAAACUAAAGAUCACUCCGUGCCUCGUAAUCAGUCAACUGAUCGUCACGAUUCAACAAAUCAAACAACUCCUCAACUAACCUUUCAGUUGGGGAAACAGAAUUCUUCCUAUUUAUCUGUUUUCGGAAAAUUUCCUCGCUCCUCCAGCGCACGGAAUUCUUCCUCAUCUGGCAACGCCUCUGCUAAUGUCCUUCAUUUGGAAAACACUUUGCCUGAUGGCAACACAAGCUUGACCUCGGCACCCCGACUGAAUAACUCUGCUUCGAGGAAAACGAAUGAGGGUAAAGCGCCUGCUGAUCUCUCAAGACAAAGCACGAAUGUUCACAUAAGAUUUUCAAGAGCAGCUCAUGUAAAUGGCCAAUCAGUACGUAAUGUUGGGGAUAAUCAAAACGAAACUUCAGUUUCUCCAGAUACUAUCAAGGUUUCAGAGCAAAACACAAAUGAAAAUCUAAACCUUCAAUCAAUUUCAUUUCCUUCGAAUGAAAUCGAAAGUCUAGGAGAUACAAACGUGACCGAGCAUAAUAAUACGAAUGACAAUUCAUCUAACAACUGGAAGGCUGAAAUCUUCAUUAAAAUCGGGCUUCAGUUUAGAUCAAAUCCUUUCGGUAGCACGCAAGCCGUACUUCCAAGGGAAAAUAAUUCGCCGAAUAAAGACAGCGUGAUCAUGUUGCCAGUAUUCACAUCAGUACCCGAGAGACUUUUAGAAUCGCAAACUUUGUCGUCCUUGUUAAAUUCUUCAAUUCACAUUCUCAGUCGAAUGAAUCCUUCCCUUUCUCCUGAACAUAUGCAGGCCACAGUUAAUCACCCUGAACUAUUACUUUAUUUUAUCAAUUCAUCUAUCAGCCUAACAGCGCUUGACUUUGAUAAUAGCAGUAAAAAAAUUGACUCCUCAAACCAAAUCGCAAUCACCUUCGCGGAUCAAAAUACCUCACAAAACUCGUCUCGUCGCCCAAAAUUGCUCACAAGUGACUCAAUACUUCAAGAAAUCAGAGACAGAAAUCAUAACCUGACCUUAUCUUCUUCGGACGAGAUAUUGAUGAGUAAUUAUUCUCGUGAGACAGCAAACCAGAAUUCGACUUGUACCUUGCAAGAGCGCUGGAAUAAAGUCGAACACCUACGACGGUCCAUAGAGCUGCUGCUGCUCUCCAUGCCAGUGACGGUAAAAGAGAUGAUGGAGGCGUCCUCGCAUCCUUAUCUCGACGACUUCAUUUUCAGGCCUCAGGGUCGCAGUAUCUUCGCGAUGACGGGUCAGUGUGCCGAAUGCUACAUGAGGGAUCCUCGAGGGAAGUGUCGCGAGGUCCUCUUCUGCAAGAACGGGGCCAGCGUAUCCUCUAGGAUACUCGGGUAGCCGUGAUAUCCUUGAGGAAAGUCUUCCGAGAGUCGUUGACGUCCCACGGUGAUCCUGGGGUUGAAGUCCUUGAGAUCGAUUUGAAGUCGAUCCUUUUGAAGUCCUUGAGAUCGAUGUUAGAUCGUGUGAUAAUUUGAUGAACAGCAAGUUCUUCGGUGAAUAAGUGAAAGAUUUUGUAACUUGGAAAUUUUAUUUUAGGGUUAUUACAGAGUUCCAUAUUGAAACUCAUACUUUACUUAAUUUUUGUGUUAAAGUUUCAUGUUUAAAGUUUUCACUAUAGCGAUUAAUUGUUAUACAAACCACCCAUGACGUCGACGAAAAACUUGGCACAACGAAAGAACACAGAUUGUAAGCAGAUAUUGUUCUUGUUAUAGAGAACUGAAAUGCUGGACUUGUCACUUCCAAUGCUUGACACCGAGAAGAGAUCUCGUCGAACGAAAAAUUUCUGCCGAUGUGAAUCCAAGUUUAAAUCGAUGUGAAUACAAAUUAUGAAUACUUUCAUAUUCAUGGAAAACUGAGAAUUCAUCAAUGAAUGUGACGAGGAAUUCAGCGGUUUAAUUCAUAGCCUACGCAUUUAUUGAGGCCCACUGAAUAUUGCACACAAAAGUUUUAUAUUUUAUUUAGUGACUUAUCAAUAAUUUUUCUUUGUGAUAAAGAGCGAGAUUAUGCAGACCUUUUUGGAGGUUCUAAGCAUAUCACACAGAAUGAUUGUUCAUGACCACAAUCAUUUGAUCUUAUAAUUUUUCAUACAAUUUUCAAUAUCGUAUUAAAUGAAAUAGUCAUCAUUGUAUUAUUAUUAUUAUUAUAAUCAUGAGAAAAUUAAUCUUCCACAUAAUCAUUGGUGCUCGUCGAUGUCGAAUGUUUAUAGAAAUAAGAACUUUAGAGAUAAUUUCAGAAACAUAACUUAUUUUUGAGUAACUAUAAUCAUGUAGUAUUGGCUAUUUUCUUAGCUCAUAAAUUAAUUUGUCUCAUAGACAACCGAGUUCGUUAUAGAACUCGAUGAAUUGUAGUCUGCAUACAUCAAUGUAUAGGGAGCAUACGUAUGCAGUUUGUAUGAGUCGUGUGUUGUGCCGGGGAGUAGACCAGCAUUCACGUGGGACUCUUCAGCUAAAAUUACAGUAGGUGGUGAUAAGGCAAGCAUAAGUUAUGAUGAGGCUAGCAUGGGUUAUGAUAAGGUGAGCAUUAGUUGUUAUUAUACGGUGAACACCAGUUAUCAUAAGAUAAGCAAGAGUGGCGAUAAGACGAGCAUGAGUAGUUAUUAUAAGGUGAACACCAAUUAUCAUAUCAUAAGAUAAGCACGAGUGGCGAUAAGACGAGCAUGAGUUGUUAUAAGGGGGGCAUCAGUUUUGAUAUGGUAAGAACGAGCUAUGAUAACUUGAGCAUUAGUUGUGAUGAGGUUAGCACAUCUGAAAUUUGAUUUAAUUAGGUAAAUUAAUGGGCAAAUGAACUAAUUUUUUUUAUUUAAGAAGUCUUUUCUCCUUUUCACUCAUGAAUGAGAAUUACUCUUCACAUAUUAAUAUACUAGAUUUCUAAACGUAAUGUUUUGUGUAAACCUUAUAUAAUCCCACAGGCAUGUAAACACGGUAUAAUCACGCUUACUACUUUCAUUAAAACCAAAAAUCCGAA